AGCAUGCACAGAGAUGAGGGAAUCCGCAUUAAUUUUUUAUCAACUCUACCAUGUUCUCCGAGCAACAAAUAUCCUCUUAUUUCUAGACACCUCUUCUUAAAAAUCUCAUAUUUUCUGUACAAACACAUCAUCUUAGCUUUCAAAAGGUGCUCUUUUGCCUCCCCAAAGUCUUCAAGAUAUCUCCUAGUGAAGGCAGACUGUGUGAGAUAUGAGGAUUGGCUGCGAUGUGUGCAAGACGGCUGCGGCGGCGGUGAUCUGCUGCGCCGACGAGGCGGCGCUCUGCGCCAAAUGCGAUGUGGAAGUCCACGCAGCCAACAAACUUGCCGGAAAACACCGUCGACUUCCUCUCAGCUGCGACACCUCCAAGCUUCCACGAUGCGAUAUUUGCCAGGACAAAGCAGCUUUCAUUUUCUGUGUGGAGGACAGAGCUCUUUUCUGCCAGGAUUGCGAUGAGGCCAUCCACAUUGCUGGAACCCUCUCAGGCAAUCACCAGCGCCUCUUGGCUACUGGCAUUCGCGUCGGCUUGAUCUCGGCACAAAAUAUGGACUCCAACAAGCAUCACUCUGAGCCUCCAAAUGGCCAUUCCAUGACUCAAACUUGUAAAAAAAUCCCUGCGAAGAAACAAACACCUUCAGCAAGCUCCAUUCCUUCCGCUUGGGCCGUUGAUGAUUUCCUUCAGUUAUCUGACUAUGAAUCUGGUUACAAGGAUUCUUCAGUUGGAUUUGGAGAGCUAUCAUGGUUUACAGACAUUAGCUUCUCCCAUGAAGGAGCAUCAGAGGGAUCACUUUCUCAAGCUGAAGUCCCUGAAAUGCUGUUCAAGCAACCAAGCAGUGAGAGUUUCUAUAGACUUCCCAAGCCAAACAUGCCAUACAAGAAUCCUCGAAUUGGGAUGCUGGAAGAUGAGGAUUUCUUUACAGUUCCAGACCUCGGGUAAAGCAUCAGCAUGUAGAAAAAACCCUGCUUUUUUUUCAUAUCUUAUAAAUAGACUAAGCUUCAUUUAGGACGGUUUUUUUAUUGCUUCUUAUUUUUUAUUAAAAAGUUAUUUUAAGAAGAAAAAAAAAAGAAACGGUCCCAAAAGAAGCCUAAGCAGCCAUGUAUGUGCUCAAAUGUAGGUAGAUAGAUGAAAGGGUUUGGAUGCAACUUGCAAUUAAACUUUGUUUGUCCUGUUUUAUUAGUAUUGCGUUUUUCAAUAUGAAUGGAUAAUGAUUAUGACUUAGUA
Messenger RNA from Dendrobium catenatum, 1219 nucleotides. RefSeq names its product B-box zinc finger protein 24. Gene Ontology annotation, molecular function: zinc ion binding. Gene Ontology annotation, biological process: regulation of DNA-templated transcription; photomorphogenesis. Gene Ontology annotation, cellular component: nucleus. Bases 209 to 934 code for a protein of 241 amino acids. Lineage: Eukaryota; Viridiplantae; Streptophyta; Magnoliopsida; Asparagales; Orchidaceae. The transcript is spliced from 3 exons. The record is from RefSeq and is a predicted model, not a curated record.